Messenger RNA from Lucilia sericata (common green bottle fly), 2927 nucleotides. It is a transcript of the gene Git, whose product is annotated as ARF GTPase-activating protein GIT2. NCBI's taxonomy places the organism in Eukaryota, Metazoa, Arthropoda, Insecta, Diptera, Calliphoridae. Gene Ontology annotation, molecular function: GTPase activator activity; protein binding. Gene Ontology annotation, biological process: brain development; regulation of ARF protein signal transduction. The transcript is spliced from 8 exons. The record is from RefSeq and is a predicted model, not a curated record.
AAGAAAAUAUAAACGCGAGUGAAAAUUUUCAUAAUUUUAUGAUAAUUGUGCUAAAAAAUAAUUAAUAUUAAAAAAACGAUAAUAAAACUACGAAACAUAAUUACAUAAAACUGUAAAUAAAAAACUUUUAAAUUAAAACUUUUAAUUAUCCAAUACAAUCCACCAAAAAAGGCAGACGGAAAACAUUUUUGUUUCCAUUUACAUACAACAGAUACUAACUUCUACUCCCUUCACAUAAUGAUUGUGGGUGUUUUCUGUAAAUGCAAUUGAAUAGAAAACAGAAACAUCAAGUGUUGCAACAUACCUCAUAGUUGUUGUAAAGAAUUUUAUGGUUUUAAUUGUUUUGUGUAAAAGGGCAUGAAUGUGUUUCGCCAGCAGUGUUGUGGAAGCGCAUAAAAAGCUAUUUAUAGCAAACGCGGGUGGUGGCAAUAGCAACAGUGGUAGUGGCAGCGGUAGUAGUGCAGCAGCUAAUGACAAGCGGGACUCCUUGAGUGACAUUAAAGGUAUACGCAGCGAUAAGCGUGGUAGUUUGAGUGGCGCGGGUGGAGGCAGCAAUAGUAAUAGUUUGAAAAACUCGAAAAUGUCUCGUAGCAAAACACGUAUACAAACGGAAGUGUGUGGUGAUUGUGGGGCAUCAGAUCCAUCUUGGGCCUCCAUAAAUCGAGGCAUACUUCUGUGCUCUGAUUGCUGCUCUGUACACCGCAGUUUGGGUAGACACAUAUCCAUAGUGAAAUCUUUACGUCAAGGUACUUGGGAACCUUCUGUUUUGAAUUUUGUCAAUUCUUUAAAUGCUCACGGUGCCAACAGUGUUUGGGAACAUCAUUUAUUAGAUGGUACCACUUCAUCUGGAGCUAAGGGUUUACCUCGUAUACGUAAACCCUCACCCAAAGACCCACUACAUCCCAAUAAAUCUGAUUUCAUUAAAGCCAAACAUGUACAAUUGGCUUUUGUCUUGAAGCCCAAUCUACAAGAUACCGACGAUGACAUCACUGGUGCUAAUUUAGAACAUGAACUAAGUAAACAACUGCAUGCCAGUGUACGUACCAGUAAUUUAGAGACUUCGUUACGUCUUUUGGUGCAGGGUGCUGAUCCGAAUUUCUUUCAUGAAGAAAAACGUUCGACACCUUUACAUGUGGCCGCUAAAUUUGGUCAGGCUUCACAAAUUGAGUUGUUAAUUGUUUAUGGAGCCGAUAUAAAUGCCAUCGAUGGCAAUGGUCUAACACCGUUAGAGGUGGCAAAAGCCAAUAAUCAUACAUUAAUUGCUGAACGUUUGCUAGAUGGCAUGUAUGAGGUCAGCGAUCGUAUUAUUAUGUUUUUGGGUGGCAAGAAACCAGAUCAUACGACUAGACUAUAGACUAAAUUGAAGAUUGCAAGAGGACGUUUGCAAUUAGUGCCCAAUAAAAUGUUCGAAGAACUUGUUAUGGAUCUAUACGACGAAGUUGAUCGUAGAGAAAAUGAGGCCAUAUGGGCUACAUCCACCAUGAACGGUGAAAAUGUUGCAGUGCCAUUUUUACCAGCAAAUCCAUUUUUAAGUGCCACACGUAAUCAGGGUCGUCAAAAGCUGGCACGUUUUACUCGUGCUGAAUUCAAUGGCUUGUUAACGGAUGUUUUAAUUGAUGCACGACGACGUCAAAAUAUGGCAAAUCUACGUCCACUAGAUGGUCCCUCUUCGUCUGCCAGCAUGCCAAAUAAUAACAAUAAUGCUUCUGGCUUUUAUAAUAUUAAUAAUAUUUCAACAACUGGCGGUGAUUAUCAUGAUCCAAAUCUAUCAGAUGAUGAACCUAUAUAUGAUCCAGUUGCCGAUGAUGAUUAUGAACCAAUGCCACCUAUAGCACAGCAGGCUAUUGUACAUCAAUCAGCCAAACCAAACGAUGAAAUGACUAAUUUUGAAAUGGAGACUUUACGUAAACAAAUCAAUGAAUAUGUUAGCGAAAUCAAUCAAUUAAAGACUGUUGUACAAAAGCUAUCGAACGAAAAUACCGAAUUGAAAUCGAAAUUUUCCACGGUGCAACAACAACCAUCGAAAUCAGCCUCAAAUAAUAGUGUCUAUGAUGAACCAUUACGUAUUGAAAACACUGAAAAUGAUCAUGAACCCCAUUCUUUGCCUGAAGGCUUAAAUGCAAGUUUAGGUACUAAUAACAGCAAUCCCGGGGCAGCAGCAGCAACAUCCGCCUCGUCCUCUUCAUCGGCUACAAAUUCACAACAAUCAACGAUUAAACGACCAGCCAGUAUGUAUGAACGACGUCUACAGCCUAGUUUAACGAAAACAAAUGCUGAUACACGCAAUACCACCUCUAUGUAUCAAAUGGCUGCCGAUAAAUCCUUUACCGAGGAAGUCAAUCAAAAGACAGACAUUGUAACGCAUCGCCUUAAAGAGCUAAUACAUUCAAUGCAGGAUCCGAAUAAUCGUGAAACUUUAGUACCCUGUGCUGAGCGCAUUCGGGCCGCUGUUUUGGAAUUAAUUAAUGUUUUCACCACACCGACCAAUUGCAAUGAAACCAUACGUGAAACUCUAAUGCAAUUGACGCGUAAUAAUAUUUUAAUACAACAUAGUUGUGAAAAUUUACGCAAUUCAUUCGAUACGAAUGAUAAAACCGCCAUUGAAAAAUAUACAAAGGAUGUACGUGAAUGUGCGUAUUAUAUUGCCAGUGCCACAAAAACUUUAGUUUUACAAUUGGAAUGAGUUGUUUGUAUGUAUUUUAUAGUUUAAUUAAGACUACAUACAAACAUAUUUUUACAACAAAUUCCUUAACAUUAAUCCCAUUAUGAACUUUUUGUUUUAGCAUUUAAUUAUAUUGUUUAACAUUUAUUUUAAAAUUGAUAACGUUUUUUUUAUCAAUCUGUAUUAACGAACACAAUCCAAUAACGUAUCAGUUUAAAAUUAAUAUCGAAAUUCGAAAAAACUCAAAAAAAAACGAAAAAAAAAA